This is a messenger RNA of Urocitellus parryii (Arctic ground squirrel), 7484 nucleotides long. The record is from RefSeq and is a predicted model, not a curated record. NCBI's taxonomy places the organism in Eukaryota, Metazoa, Chordata, Mammalia, Rodentia, Sciuridae.
CUCCUCUCGGAGAGAGGGCUGUGGUAAAAGCCGUCCGGAAAAUGGCCGCCGCCGCUGCCGCCGCGCCGAGCGGAGGAGGAGGAGGAGGCGAGGAGGAGAGACUGCUCCAUAAAAAUACAGACUCACCAGUUCCUGCUUUGAUGUGACAUGUGACUCCCCAGAAUACACCUUGCUUCUGUAGACCAGCUCCAACAGGAUUCCAUGGUAGCUGGGAUGUUAGGGCUCAGGGAAGAAAAGUCAGAAGACCAGGAUCUUCAGGGCCUCAAGGACAAACCCUUGAAGUUUAAAAAGGUGAAGAAAGAUAAGAAAGAAGACAAAGAAGGCAAACAUGAGCCUCUGCAGCCAUCAGCCCACCAUUCUGCCGAGCCAGCAGAGGCAGGCAAAGCAGAGACAUCAGAAGGAUCGGGCUCUGCCCCAGCUGUGCCAGAAGCUUCUGCUUCCCCCAAACAGCGCCGCUCCAUCAUUCGUGACCGGGGACCCAUGUAUGAUGACCCCACCCUGCCUGAAGGUUGGACACGAAAGCUUAAACAAAGGAAGUCUGGCCGCUCCGCUGGGAAGUAUGAUGUCUAUUUGAUCAAUCCCCAAGGAAAAGCCUUUCGCUCUAAAGUGGAGUUGAUUGCGUACUUCGAAAAGGUAGGCGACACCUCCCUGGACCCUAAUGAUUUUGACUUCACGGUAACUGGGAGAGGGAGCCCCUCCCGGCGAGAGCAGAAACCACCUAAGAAGCCCAAAUCUCCCAAAGCUCCAGGAACUGGCAGAGGUCGGGGACGCCCCAAAGGGAGCGGCACCACGAGACCCAAGGCAGCAGCAUCCGAAGGUGUUCAGGUGAAAAGGGUCCUGGAGAAAAGUCCUGGGAAGCUCCUGGUCAAAAUGCCUUUUCAAGCAUCACCUGGGGGCAAGGCCGAGGGGGGUGGAGCCACCACAUCUGCCCAGGUCAUGGUGAUCAAACGCCCUGGCAGGAAGCGAAAAGCUGAGGCUGAUCCCCAGGCUAUUCCCAAGAAACGGGGCAGAAAGCCAGGGAGUGUGGUGGCAGCUGCUGCUGCUGAGGCCAAGAAAAAAGCCGUGAAGGAGUCUUCCAUCCGGUCCGUGCAGGAGACCGUGCUCCCCAUCAAGAAGCGCAAGACCCGUGAGACAGUCAGCAUUGAGGUCAAAGAAGUAGUKAAGCCCCUGUUGGUGUCCACCCUCGGUGAGAAGAGUGGGAAGGGACUGAAGACCUGCAAGAGCCCCGGGCGGAAAAGCAAGGAGAGCAGCCCCAAGGGGCGCAGCAGCAGCGCCUCUUCACCCCCCAAGAAGGAGCACCACCAUCACCACCACCACUCAGAGUCCCCAAAGGCCCCUGUGCCGCUGCUCCCGCCCCCACCCCCGCCCCCACCCGAGCCUGAGAGCUCCGAGGACCCCACCAGCCCCCCUGAGCCCCAGGACUUGAGCAGCAGUGUCUGCAAAGAGGAGAAGAUGCCCCGAGGAGGCUCGCUGGAGAGUGACGGCUGUCCCAAGGAGCCAGCUAAGACUCAGCCCGCCGUUGCUACUGCCGCCACAGCCACAGAAAAGUACAAACACCGAGGGGAGGGAGAGCGCAAAGACAUUGUUUCAUCCUCCAUGCCAAGGCCAAACAGAGAGGAGCCUGUGGACAGCCGGACGCCCGUGACCGAGAGAGUUAGCUGACUUUACACAGAGCGGAUUGCAAAGCAAACCAACAAGAAUAAAGGCAGCUGUUGUCUCUUCUCCUUAUGGGUAGGGCUCUGACAAAGCUUCCCGAUUAACUGAAAUAAAAAAUAUUUUUUUUUCUUUCAGUAAACUUAGAGUUUCGUGGCUUCAGGGUGGGAGUAGUUGGAGCAUUGGGGAUGUUUUUCUUACCGACAAGCACAGUCAGGUUGAAGACCUAACCAGGGCCAGAAGUAGCUUUGCACUUUUCUAAACUAGGCUCCUUCAACAAGGCUUGCUGCAGAUACUACUGACCAGACAAGCUGUUGACCAGGCACCUCCCCUCCCACCCAGAUCUUUUCCUCAUGUGGUCAUUAAGGACAGAGAACAGUUGAGAGGACACUCCAGUUUUUGGUGCCAUUGGUACCCCACCCACAGCUACUCUAUCUCCCUCACCUCUCCCACUCCCAACCAUGGUGGGACAAUGAGGUAUGAGGCAGGAGAGACCGUUGGAUUCUUUAGAGAAGACGACGGAGAUGGCCAGUGGCUAUGGCCCAUGUGAUCCCACCCGUGGUGGCACAAGUCUAGCCCCACGUCAGCCCCAGUCCAAAACUGAUGACAUUUCACAGGACAGGAAGGUGGCACCUGGUCUGCUCCAACUCUGGCAUGGCUAAGAGGGAGUCCUGAACUGCUGAGUGUAGACUGGCCUGAGCCACAGGAGAGGGCCCAGGGUGAGGUGGCAUCAACCAUUCUCGAGGCACUUCAUCCAGUGGGUGGCGCUAAAGAGAAGCUAUGGAAGCAGCAGGAGGAGGCACAGGCAGGCUGGCCCAGGAUCAGGCCAGGCCUAGUGCAGCAGGGCAAGAGAGAUUCCUAGUGGCUCAGAGCAGUCUGUGACUGGUAGUUAGGGACUUAUUGAUGGGACAAAGGGCAAGGAGGGAAGAGAGGGAAAAUGUUCUUCCAAUUACUUUCCAGUUCUCCUUUAGGGACAGUUUAGAUUAUUUGCACUAUUGAGUCUUCAUGUUCCCACUUCAAAACAAACAGAUGCUCUGAGAGCAAGCUGGCUUGAAUUGGUGACACUUUGUCCCUCAAGCCACCAGACAUGAUGGUGUUCAGAACUACCUGGAUCUGUAUAUACCUGCGCUUGUUUUAAAGUGGUCUCAGCACAUAGGGUUCCCACGAAGCUCCGAAACUCUAAGUGUUUGCUGCAAUUUUAUAAGGACUUCCUGAUUGGUUUCUCUUCUGUCCUUCCAUUUCUGCCUGUCUUUCAUUUCAUUCUUUCAUUUCUUCCCCUUCCUCCUACCUCCCAGUUCAUCCCCUCUGUUCCAGGCAGCCACAAUGCCCAACCAUACACUGAGCUGACACAGUUGGCUCCACCCCCUAGAACUCUCCUUCCCCUUUGCCUCCCUGUUACCAGCACCAGCCCCAUCAUUUCUGAUCCCUGAGGAAGUCCUGGGCUCUGCUGAAUCUGCCCUGGCAUCUGUGAAGAGCAGUGAGUUUUUGCUCUCCUAGGUAGGCCCUCUUCCCUGGUAAGAAAAAGGCAAAAGACUUCAGACCCUAAACAACAUGCCUUUCCACCCUUCUGCUUUAAAGAAGUGGGCCAGAGAAGCUAGGCCACAUGUGGUAUCUGAGGAAGGCACAGAGGUCCCCUGUGGCCUGCUAGUCAUUGAGUGGCCCAGCAUGGGCUCCAGGCCCAUCACCCUCGGCCCCCCUCAGAAGUCUGAUGUCUAGCAGAGUGUGGCAGGGCAGAUGGCAAGACAAGUGCAAACCCUCCCAAGACCUGAGCUGGCACCCGCACCUAAGUCCCCAGUCCCUCCUCUGCCCUCCCUUCCCUACCCAGUCCUCCAGUGGAACUAUUUUACUUUUGCUUGCUAGAGACUGGGCGGGGCCGACACACCACACAUUUCAAUCUCUGGUCUGUGAGUGUGGUGUUGGGGUUUAGAAGCUUGGGCUUGCUGUGGAUUUUUAAUUGAUCACUCUUCAUUUGGGAUCCCAAAGUUUUCACCUCUGUUCAGGAAGUCCUUAUCUAGCUGCAUAUCUUCAUCAUAUUGGUAUAUCCUUUUCUGUGUUUACAGAGAUGUCUCUUAUAUCUAAAUCUGUCCAACUGAGAAGUACUUUAUCAAAGUAGCAAAUGAGACAGCAGUCUUAUGCUUCCAGAAACACCCACAGGCACGUCCCAUGUGAGCUGCUGCCAUGAACUGUCAAGUGCGUGUUGUCUUGUGUAUUUCAGUUAUUGUCCCCUGGCUUCUUUCUUAAUACGGUGUAAUCAUGAAGGAGUGAAACAUCAUAGAAACUGUCUAGCACUUCCUUGCCAGUCUUUAGUGAUCAGGAACCAUAGUUGACAGUUCCUAUCAAUAGUUUAAGAUAAAACCGUGUUUGUCUCUUCUGGAAUGGUUAGAAGCGAGGGAAUUUGCCCCGUUCUGUUUGUAGAGUCAUAGUUGGACUUUCUAGCAUAUUUGUAUCCAUUUCCCUAUGCUGUAAAAGCAAGUCCUGCAACCAGACUCCCAUCAGCCGAUCCAAUCCCUUAUGCCCGCUCUGCUGUUGAUCCUCCCAGCCUCACUUCUGACUCCUCCCCAGGAAGGGAAGGGGGGUCAGAGGAGGGUACGAGUACUUUGGAACUCCUCUUCCUCCAAGGACAAAAGGCCCCUGACCCUGCAGUGGCCUCGCACUCCUCGCACCCACAAAGGACACCUACCUAUCCACGCAAGCACGACACCUGGCCAGGUUGUCACCAAGAAGAAUGUUGUGGUUUUUGCACAUUAUACUUAGUCCAGCUAAAUGUGGCUCCUGGGCUGGGUGCCAUCUGGUCUUGGGAAGAGGAGUGUAGGGGCCACCAGGCCCCCCUGUCACCUGGGUUGAUUGGGCAUUCAUGGUUGGGAACACAGCAUUUCAAGUGUUGUUUUCUUUCAGUUGGGCCCCACCUGCAGUUUCCUCACUCCCCAGAUGCUUUCCCUUAGAGUUGGUUUCCAAACUGCAGGUGGUGUCUACAGCUCCUUAGGGUUUAAUCCAUUUCCCCCUUUUUUCCCCAUUCCUUGUUCCCCAAAUAAGGGCAUCAUGAGUCAGUCGUGUCUAAAUAGGCAGCUUUGGCAGUUUAUCACCCUGGCAGGCAUGGGCCCUGCAGCUCCCAGGCCACCCCUGCCUUGGGGUCAAGUUGUAGGAGGUUGGAGGGAAAGCCUUAAGCCAUGGGAUUCUCACCAGCUGUGUCCGGCCCAGUUUUGGGGUGUGACCUCAAUUUUGUCUGUACUUGAACACUAUGAAGAUUGGGGGGCAUCUUUCAGUGAAUAUGUGAAUAUAGGAAUUGACCGACAGCUUUCAGAUACCAUUGGGCUAAGUCACUAAGGUCACACAUCCACAGUCUCCCCUACCCUGUCCUAGUUGUUAGUUACUACCUCCUCUCCUGACAGAAUGCUGUAUAUCCUUCAGCUUCUCGCAGGUAUACCCAGCCUGGCCCUGCCCUACCCAUUGGUGGGUCUAUCGUAACCAGUGGAAUUGCUGGCCUUGACAGUGCAGUGAGCUGAGGAUGCUCAGCACAGCCAGGCUCUAGUACAGCUCCCUUCUGCUGGCACUGCAUGUCCAUAUCAAAAGGCAGAAGGGACAUCUAGAAAAACCACAUCCCCCAGUCUAUCAAUGCCAGACUAGCCAAGAGCCCCAGCUUCUCAGCUCACCGGAUGGUGAAAGCUGCCACCCUAGUGUGGGUGCAGAGAACAGUAUAUUCAUCAGUAGCAUCAUACCAGACUAGCAACCACACACAUUGGAAAUGGGAACCAGAGCAGCCCUAAGAUGUCACCUGCUUCUCUGCCGAGCAUGUUACUGCUGUGACAGUGAUCAUGAAAGACAGUAAUAACCAGAAACAAACUGCCAAGUUAGGUGGGGAAAGGAGUUUCCUUAGCCAAUAGGAUCUCUGAUAAGUGGCUCAAGCCCAGGAGAGAGCAAAAGGGUAUGUAUUGAAUCUACCAGGUGGGACCAAUCAGAUUUCGUUUAGCACAAGUGGAGUCUAGCAGCCAGAGCCCUGUGUGCCCAUCCAGCCACAGCCCCUUUCACAGAGCAUGCCAGCCAGGGUCUGGGCUGACGACGGUGGGGAGAUCACUGGUGCCGGUUCUUUGAGAAGACCUUUGCGCAUCAGUUCAUAGCCCGUGUCCUUGCCCAUUAUGGUCUCCAGAUUCAGGUUCACACCUGCAAACUCUAGGACCAAUGGCCUAGACUUCGGGAAGUAUGCAGUUUCUAGAGCCCCUUGUGGACAAUGGCAUAGCAAAGCCCCAAGUUGCUGCCGAAGGGGACCUGAGAAACCUGCCACAGGAGUGGGGCAGGGGCAAAUGCAGUAGUGCCCCAUGCCUGGGCCAAACCCUCUGCUCCCUCCACAUCCUCUUCCCACUCUUCAUCCCUGCUCUCUGCAUCAGUGAACCAGCUCCACUCUGAAGGGAUUUGUUGAUUCUCUCCAUUUUGAUGUCUUUCUCUUUUAGAUACUAUAUCAAUCUUUAGAAAAAGGCUUAGUCUAAUUGUUAUAAAUCGCUAGGAUACUGCCUCCUCCAGAGCCUAAAAUUACAUAUAAAGGGGAAAAUUUGAACACUGAAACCAGUUCUCAACAAUUUAGAAGGAAAACCUAGAAAACAUUUGGCAGGAAAUUACAUUUUGAUGUUUCUGAUGAAUAAGAGCAAGCUUUUGCAAAAAUGCUGAUCUAAAAAUACUUACUGCUUGGCCUAAGAUGUCUGUUGAACAUUAUAGGCAAAGGAAACUCCAAUCUGAAGCCUCCUGCGACAGGAGAUAGAACCAGGGGCCUCUUGAGAUUCUGGGCCUUUUGUCAGUGGAGAACCAUGUUAGGUUGUUGUCCCCGAGGACAUGGCUUCUGACUCUAUCUUUUGUGGGUGGUGUGAAGGUUAACAGCCUGCUUGGUCCCAAAGCUGCAAGAGGCCAGCUCUUGGUGUGGGAAGCAGAACAUUUACCAGUGGCCCAGAAGUCCCAGCACCACCCAAUUUUCCACUCUUAUCUUGACAGCCUGUCCGAGCACUGUUUUGUCAGGAAAACAGUUCUAUGGAGGGAACUGGGAAGGUCCUCUGCCAGGGUGGGGGGCCUUCCCUCUGCAUUUCUGCUCUGCUCCCUUCUGGUCGGGGAGAGGUUGAGUGCAAAUGAAGUGGCUGAGUGGCAAGCACCCUAGCACUCCCUGUUGAACUCACCCCAGAGCCUCUCUGCCUCCCCCAGAUCACCCUGCCUGCCCUUUGAAGAGGCACAGAGCCCCUGGGGCAGAGGGAGAGAGGGCGGUGAAGGAGGAGGACAGGGCCCCUGUCUGCAGAGGGAGGGACCAGACCUUUAUGGAACAAAGUCUGGCCUUUGAAUUCAAGAACUUUGGGGCAUUUGGCAAAUCGCCUUUGCUCCCUAGUUCCCCCCUGUUUACCUUACCUUUUAUCAGGUCCUGCUCAGCAGUGAGAGCAGAUGCAGUGAAAAGGCCAAGAGGUUUGGCUCCUGCCCACUGGCGGCCCCUCUGCUCGCAGUGUCUGUGUGUCAAGUGGUAAAGCUGUUCUUCCUGGUGACCCUGAUUAUAUCCAGUAACUUAUAGACUAUACACAUAGGCCUGCUUUGUUUCCUCUGUCCUGGGCUUUUGUUUUGCUUUUUAGUUUUGCUUUUAGUUUUCCUGUCCCUUUUAUUUUAUGCACCAACUAGACACACAAAGCAGUUGGAUUUUUAUAUAUAUAUAUAUAUAUAUAUCUGUAUAUUGCACAAUUAUAAACUCAUUUUGCUUGUGGCUCUACACACACACACACACAAAAAGACCUGUUAAAAUUAUACCUGUUGCUUAAUUACAAUAUUUCUGAUUACCAUAGCAUAGGACAAGGGAAAAUAAAAAGAAAAAA